Punica granatum (pomegranate) is the source of this 1323-nucleotide messenger RNA. Lineage: Eukaryota; Viridiplantae; Streptophyta; Magnoliopsida; Myrtales; Lythraceae. The record is from RefSeq and is a predicted model, not a curated record.
CAAACAAAUGCGAAAGCUGCUCCUCAUCACUUUGAUAUCAUCGAAAGAGUGCUAUAAGAAGUAUUAAUGUUGUCUCCAAAAAACACUAGUAGAUCACGAGAUAAAGACAGUGAGAGAGGAUGGAAACUGGGGUCCUCAAUCUAAGCAACUUUGGUGGGUCUUUACCAGUCGAGAAUGUGCAGGAUCUUGCUGCAAAGUGCUCGGAGGAAGUUCCGGCUCGAUAUUUGAGAUCAACAUGUGAGCUUGGCGAAGUUUGGUUGGGUGAGUCCCUGCAGAUUCCAAUCAUUGAUCUGAGUAAACUUAGUGGGAACCAAGCAGAAGAUCAGCAUGAACUUGAGAAGCUUCACUUAGCUUGCAAAGAAUGGGGAUUUUUCCAGUUGCUAAAUCAUGGAAUCCCUGAUGAGGCCAUCCUGCAAAUGAAGAAUGAUACUGAGAGGUUCUUUAAGCUGCCACUGGAAGAGAAAAAGGCAUAUGCUCAGCUACCGAACAACAUUGAAGGCUAUGGGCAAGCUUUCGUCGUGUCAGAAGACCAGAAGCUCGACUGGGGAGACAUGCUCUUCCUUCUUCCACAACCGGUUUCUCAGCGGAACUUGCAGUUUUGGCCAAACAAUCCCUCAUCCUUCAAGGCGACCCUUGAGAGAUACUCCUCAGAGAUCGCUGGAAUCUCGGCACGCAUCCUAAGGUCCAUGGCUAUGAACUUGGGAGUUGAUCCCGACAAACUUGUGAACAUGUUCGGAGAUGGAGUGCAGGGGAUCCGAAUGAACUAUUAUCCACCCUGUCCACAGGCGAGCAGGGUCAUGGGCCUGACUUGCCACUCCGAUGCCACUGGCCUGACACUACUAGUUCAGGCGAACGAAGUUGAUGGGCUGCAGAUCAAGAAAAACGGAAAUUGGUUACCCAUCAAGCCCUUCCCAGGGGCAUUUAUAGUGAACGUUGGAGACGUUAUCGAGAUAAUGAGCAACGGAGAGUACAGGAGCAUAGAGCACAGGGCGGUGGUGGACCCUGCAAGAGAGCGGCUCUCCAUAGCUGCCUUCCACAGCCCGAACUUAACAACCGUGAUUGGACCUCUGCAAGAUCUCACUACACAGAGCUGCGCACAGUAUAGGACCCUGAGCCAUGAGGAAUACAUCAAGCUCGUCAUCUCCAGCAAACUCGACGGGAAAAGCCUCUUAGACCACAUAAGAAUCUAGAUGUAACGAACAUAACACUUCACCUGUUGAUGCUGUUCCUCUUGAGAAUGUUUAUUCCAGGCAUACCAGACAGUUGAGCGAAUAAACGAAUUAUGAUUUUCUAUCGAAAAGAUAGGAAUCUACUUUAUUAUUA